AUGGCGGCCACCACGGGACUGGCCCUCCUGGUCCUGCUGCUCUACUGCGGGCAGGGAGCCGAGCUCCCGCCGAUCAACGUGAGCUCAGGUACAGCAACUACAACGAAUAAGACAAAUGUUCAGGAGGAUAUGCCUGGAGUAUUCGAUGAAAUUCUAGUCCAGGAGAUGCUGGAGCCAAACAGAUCUUCAUUUUCUGAAGCACAAAAACCACUACCAACAUUACCAACAAUAACAACCUCAACAACCUUAACAACGACUCCGACAAAGAGAAAAAAUGCCGGCAUUCACGAGAGCGACCAGCUCAGUGUUCCUGAGGGUUUCCACAAGCUUGCAGAAUUGUCACCAAUAUCCCUGGAGACUGAGGACAAAAUUCUCAAUGAACCCAGUUUGGAUGCGUCUUACCGAACCAGUGGCCCCGAGGACUACCGUGACUCACAGACCUCAGGCACUGCAGACAGUCUUCACAGUAACGGAAAGAAGCACCCCAAAACUGACCAACAAUUGAAACAAUCGGUUCUGGACAUGAUCCUUCAAAAUAUCGGAAAAUCUUCAGGUAAAGUGAACAAUGGUGUGGUGACGAGGGGUCCUCCCCCUGGCCCAGGGAGGUCAUCGCACCGGUGGGCAGCCACGCCCCUCGCCGCCGGCACCUCCCACCUGGGACCUGCUUCCCAGGCCUUUUCAGACGCCUCGGCCGCUGCCUCUCGAGCCUCCGGGAGCUGCGUUCUGCAUCUGCUCUUCGCUCGCUGA
Budorcas taxicolor (takin) is the source of this 747-nucleotide messenger RNA. It is a transcript of the gene SPACA7, whose product is annotated as sperm acrosome associated 7. The coding region runs from base 1 to 747 and encodes 248 amino acids. NCBI's taxonomy places the organism in Eukaryota, Metazoa, Chordata, Mammalia, Artiodactyla, Bovidae. The record is from RefSeq and is a predicted model, not a curated record. The transcript is spliced from 7 exons. Gene Ontology annotation, cellular component: acrosomal vesicle.